UGAACCCAUUUGUCGACCUGGGGUCAGUAAAUAAUACAUAGAAAAAAAAAAGAGAGAAAGAGAGAGAGAGUUGCACACCACCACCACCACCACCAUCAAAGCUCGGUAAACUUGUUCUUUCCUCCCACAAUCCAGCCGACGUGUUAUAUUUUCCCAUCUAUUCCCUCACCUACCUAUACAUAACGACAACAACUAUCUGUUAUCGCAUAGGUCGACGUCGUGUUCACCUUUGCUCUGUCGUCCUUCGCCACCGUUAGCGUCUUUGUACAAUACCUAUCACUUCUAGCUUUCUCAAUCAAGGUAGCUAGCUCUAGGGGUCUAGCGGUGACCCGAUUCUCUCAGCGAAAACAAGCCCAGCUCAGCUCGGCUCUUUCCCUCUGCGAUAUUCACUUUUCACGACACAGCUUCGGUGUCGCACCAUCGCAUUCCUUUUACUGCCUACCUAGAGAAGGCUAGUCCGGACGAAAUACACAUAAACACAAUCCCAACCAUGGACCGAGGCAGUGAUUCCGCGUUAUUCGACGCCUUACAAGGCAUCUUGCCCGAACAGACCCUCACCCUCAUCCAAGCCCACAUGCAGGACCCACAGACCGCCCUUCGAGCCAUAUGGCAACAGACCACCACCCUCACACAAAAAGCAACCGCAACACUAUCGCCCGUUCUCGCGCCCCUCGUCCAGCGCGGCAUGCAAGCCCUGCACGACUCGCCCGACCUAGUCGUCCUUGCCUUUGUCCUAGCCGCCUUCGUGCUUGUCAUCCAGGUCAUAUCCUUCGUACAGCGCACCAUGAUGUACGUAACGCGUCUAGCCUUCCGGCUUAUGGGUUGGGCUCUAUUCUUCGCCCUGCUAGCCUUUGUCUGGGGUAGAGGCCCCGAAGCCACCAUCCGCGAUGUGGUUGUCUUUGUCAGCAAGUUGGCCGGCUACGCCUCUCUUGUCAAGGAUAUCUGGUGGUCUGAAUACCAGAAGUUUGAUGCCCAGACCAAGCGCGGUGGAGCCCCUGCUGGGACCCGGGGAGCACCUUCGGGAGGUUACACCAGGUCGAGAAAUAGUGCCUGGUGAUGACUCGGGACAGGGUUAGUGCUACGCGUGUGAUUGAAAAAUAAAAAAGGGGUUAGGGCAUCUCGUCGUUUAAUGGUUUUAUCACGGGUUGGGAAUGAGUUAUGACUACGAAUUGCUUUUUCUUUUCUUUUUGUACAGAAUGAAUAAACAGCAUGACAGUAUGCAGUAUGUGCCAAAUGUACU
Messenger RNA from Daldinia vernicosa, 1240 nucleotides. RefSeq lists its product as uncharacterized. The coding region runs from base 491 to 1057 and encodes 188 amino acids. The transcript has 2 exons. Lineage: Eukaryota; Fungi; Ascomycota; Sordariomycetes; Xylariales; Hypoxylaceae. The record is from RefSeq and is a predicted model, not a curated record.